GAUUAUCACAUUCUGGGAUGAUAUUAAAUCAUAGAUUAACCAAAAAUAGUCUCGGCAGUAUGGCUGUUAAUCAUUUUGAUUAUUAAUUCAUUCAUUUUUCGUGACCCCACGAGGUGAAAGUUGAAAGGGUGUCGAAAACGAGCCAAUCACAACGUGGGAACGUGUCAAUUUAUCAGUAGUUUCGGCAUUGGGGAAAAUUCUCUUCCCUAAUCUGUCUCUCUCUUUUUAUGGUUGAGCUGUGGCGGCUUGUGCGUCGAAACAUGAAACUCAUAGCAAUAAUUUCGGUCCUUUUGAUGUGUCUGACCUAUCUGCUUAUUCCUGCAGAUGCCAAAGAGAAGUCAAAGGGACCAAAAGUUACAGACAAGGUAUAUUUUGAUAUAGAAAUUGGCGGGGAACCACAAGGGCGCAUUGUUAUUGGUCUGUUUGGAAAAACAGUGCCAAAAACUGUGAAGAAUUUCGCUGAACUAGCCAAGAAAGAGCUACCAAAUGGAUACAAAGGCAGCAAAUUCCAUCGAAUUAUUAAAGAUUUUAUGAUCCAGGGUGGAGAUUUCACUCGAGGAGAUGGUACUGGAGGUAGAAGUAUCUAUGGAGACAGAUUUGAUGAUGAGAAUUUCAAACUGAAGCAUUAUGGUGCUGGGUGGCUGAGUAUGGCAAAUGCUGGCAAAAAUACCAAUGGAUCUCAGUUUUUCCUAACCACUGUAAAAACAAGUUGGUUGGAUGGUAAACAUGUUGUCUUUGGAAAAGUUCUUGAGGGAAUGGAUGUUGUGAGGAAAUUAGAAAACACCAAAGUGAGUGGGUCAACACCAGAGAAGGAAUGCAUAAUAGCGGAUGCUGGUCAUGAGGAAGUAGCUGAACCAUUCUCUGUGGACAAAGAACCUGUAGAAGAGUAAAGAAAAUUGUCACAAAAUGUAGAAUUGUUUUUUUAAGUGUGGACAGAUUUGGAGAGAUCUUUAAUAAAAAAUUUAAAUCCAAACCUUUUCUUCAUUCCUAACUUUCUUCAUCAAAUCAGCUUAAAUAAGGAUGUGGAUAAACUUGUCCAGGGAGUUGUAUUAAUUAAAUCAGGUACACACUGGUAACCAGCAUAAAUACAAAGUUAUUUCAGAGUCUAACCUUACUACAUGUGUUUUGUAUAUGAUUUCUAUAAAUGUAGUACUAGUAUUUGUGAUCUCAAUUUGUUCACUACAUUCCACCAUGUUGUGUUGCUACACAUGACCUACAUCUGUGUCUAGUUACUAGUGAAGUAGACUGUGAGAUCCACUCUGAGUUAUUUCGUGUGUAUGCAUUUGAUGAUUGUUGUAUCAAAACAUAAUAGAAGUCUGGUGAUAAGUUUGUACAUGGUUGAAUUAUUUUACUUCCUGGGGAUCUCUACUGCAUCACACAACCUAUGUUGGUAGCAUCUUUGUUUUAGCAAAAUUGAUAUUUACUGAAGUGAAUUACACAUCUUGUAAAUAACAAUGUCUACAGUAAAAAAAGGCUGUUACUGAUAUCACACAUACAUUAUUUUUAUAUAAAACUAAACUCUUUUACAAUUGUUGAUGCAAUCCUAUCACAGGGACGUAAAUGGAUUUGAAUUAUUGCUGUUCAUUAAAACAUCUAUGCAUUGCAGUUUGUAAUCUGAAUAUUGAAAACUCAAUAAAUGAUCGUCAUACACGAGAAA
Messenger RNA from Saccoglossus kowalevskii, 1657 nucleotides. Its product is annotated as peptidyl-prolyl cis-trans isomerase 5-like. Gene Ontology annotation, cellular component: intracellular membrane-bounded organelle; cytoplasm. NCBI's taxonomy places the organism in Eukaryota, Metazoa, Hemichordata, Enteropneusta, Harrimaniidae. Gene Ontology annotation, biological process: protein peptidyl-prolyl isomerization; protein folding. The record is from RefSeq and is a predicted model, not a curated record. Gene Ontology annotation, molecular function: cyclosporin A binding; peptidyl-prolyl cis-trans isomerase activity.